Alternaria atra is the source of this 2196-nucleotide messenger RNA. RefSeq lists its product as uncharacterized. NCBI's taxonomy places the organism in Eukaryota, Fungi, Ascomycota, Dothideomycetes, Pleosporales, Pleosporaceae. The record is from RefSeq and is a predicted model, not a curated record. The transcript is spliced from 2 exons. Bases 1 to 2196 code for a protein of 731 amino acids.
AUGGGCGCAGACGGAAAGGACAUAGAUGUUGGCGACACAGUCGAUGUCCCCGGCGGCAUGAUAGGUGUUGUCAAGUUUGUUGGUAGUAUUCGGGGCAAGCAGGGCGUCUUCGCGGGCGUCGAACUGAACAGAGAGUAUGCAGCGCGGGGCAAGAACGAUGGCGCAGUGGAUGGUACGCAAUACUUCGAUACUUCCGUUCCCGGCUCUGGUAUCUUUCUCCCCGUACAUCGCGCACAGAAACGGGUCUCAGCCGACUCGUCCGACUUCGCACCCGAGCCUACGACGCCGUCGUACCACAACAACUUCAGUCUCUCGACCACAGAGAAACCCAGCUUCAGUCCGGAUACCCCGUCCAUGUCAAAACCAAUGUUCUCACAGUCAGUCGGGCCUGGCGCCCGCGUGCCUAGUCCAAAGAGAUUGCCCUCGUCAACAAGACCCUCAUUCAGGCCUGAAUCUCCGUAUCGUCAAAAACCGAGUCUCGGUGCAACACCCGCCAGGAGCGGCGGACUGACACCUUCUGGCUUCUCCAAGAGCGCAAUCGGCGCACCACCGAGAUUCGCCAGUCCAGCGCCUCCUCGUUAUGCUAGUCCUGCUCCGAGGGCUGCUCUCCCACAGAAGCCACGAACACCCGGCCCGCAACGACCCUACUCGCGAAGCAGUUCCCGUCUCGGUCACCAAGACACUAUCGACGAGGACAACGAGACCACGCCAGUCGGCGCAGCGCGAACCAGCAAUGAUUCCAUGGCCAGCUACAAGCAUCGUAGGCCGGGCUCUAGGCUAGGCUCGGCUCCCAACGAAGAAGUACAGCGGCUCCAAGCGCUGCUGGAACAGAAGGAAAAGCAGCUCCAGGAGCAGGCUUCGUCGCUGAGUGAGAUGGAAGCAAGUUUGACGGAAAUCCAGAGCCUGAUACCCGAGGACGGAAUGGAUAUGGGAUCCGCACAUGGCAGUAGCGAGCCGACUGAUGUAGCGCAACUACGAGCACUUCUCAGGGAGAAGAACGAUAAGAUCGCCAUGCUCACAUCUGAGUUCGAUGCACAUCGAUCCGACUUCCGAAGCACAAUCGACACGCUAGAGCUAGCGAGCACCGAAACAGAGCGCGUAUACGAGAAGAAAGUAGAAGAGUUACAAGAGGAGUUACGCGAGUAUGCAUCUCGUAGUGAAGACGUAGAGACUGUAGCAAUGCAGUUGAAGCAACUGGAAGAACUCGUACAAGAGCUAGAAGAAGGCCUAGAAGAUGCACGUAGGGGCGAAGCAGAAGCUAGAGGCGAGGUCGAGUUCCUGCGGGGCGAAGUCGAGAGAGGUAGAUCCGAACUCCGUCGCGAACGCGAAAAAGCCGCUGCUGCUCUCAAGGGGGCAGGUGCAAUGGUCGACGCGCCAGGGCAAAGAGAAGUGGAGCAACGCGACGACGAGAUCCGUGGUCUAAAGGCCAUCAUCCACUCCUUGAGCUCUGGUGGAGGAGAUGACCGGCGUUCACCUUUAUCGCGGCAAAACUCGUCCGUCGACGCUGAGGAACUCCAAGCCGCCAAAGCGAACGCAGAACGUCUCGAGCGCGAAAAGGAGGAACUACGCGGUCUCAUAGAACGCAAGGCCUACCGAGAAGAAGAGCUAGAACGUGAGCUCGAGAAGCUGAAAGCCCAACUUGGCCUUGCAGAGCAACGGGAAAGCGUAAUCAGCAACGGCAUGUCUGAGCACACCGCCGUACCAGAAAAGCCAUCAGAACGUGACUCAAAAGACACCAUCAUGAACUGGAGAGAACCACCACAGCACACUCGUCGCGAUGCGCCUCCUGCGCUCUCCAUAAUGCCAGAAUCUGACGGACGCUCCUCCGCCAACAGCAGCCUCCUCUGGUGCGAAAUCUGCGAAACUGGUGGCCAUGAUAUCCUGAAUUGCUCCGCUAUGGGCGGAGAUGCUUCGUACCCCAAGGAAGACGGUCUACACAAUGGUAAGGACGUCGUCAUCGAAGGCCUCCGCGGUCUCUCCAUCUCCUCCGACCGCGCCCGCCCGCCUGCUCUCAGCCCAUCAAAACCACCAGGCAGCGCGCCCACUGCUCCUCUCCCUACCCCUUCAUUGAACGCGUCGAACUCUGAUCUUGUGCCGCCCAAGGGCGCGGCUAUCGCUGAUCCGGACAAGUGGUGUGCCCUGUGCGAGAGCGAGGGACAUGAUGUUACGGCCUGCCCAAAUGAAGACGCCUUUUAG